Messenger RNA from Caenorhabditis briggsae, 1512 nucleotides. Gene Ontology annotation, molecular function: transmembrane transporter activity. The record is from RefSeq and is a predicted model, not a curated record. Gene Ontology annotation, biological process: transmembrane transport. The coding region runs from base 1 to 1512 and encodes 503 amino acids. The transcript has 10 exons. NCBI's taxonomy places the organism in Eukaryota, Metazoa, Nematoda, Chromadorea, Rhabditida, Rhabditidae. Gene Ontology annotation, cellular component: membrane.
AUGUAUGUUAUGAGUUUCGUGCAAUUAAAUUUGGAGAAAACAUGCGUUUAUGAGAAUGAGACUUUGUCAAUGAGUCAAACUUGCUCUAUUGAAGAUGAAAAACAUCACGGUUUUGGUGAGCAAUGUGGUGUGGUAACUGGAACUGAAAUUAAAAUCACAAAGCAUACAGCUCAAACAAACCUUCUCAUAGAUUUCAAUCUUUCAUGCUCUCAUUGGUUUUUUCAAGAAUUUGGACUUACUAUUUUCACAAUUGCCGCAAUAGUUGCUGUACCAAUUAUGUCAAUGUUAGCUGAUAAAUAUGGAAGAAAACCGAUUAUUGUGUUUUCUGCAAUUUUGGCUUUUUUGGCUAAUUUAGCAGCUUCUUUCAGUCCAAAUUAUGCUGUUUUCUUAUGUUUACGAGCUAUAGUAGGAGCCAGUAGUGAUACCUAUCUCUCCGUUGGAAGUGUUGCUACAUGUGAAUACAUUUCCGAGAAAGCUCGUGCAUGGAUUACUGUAGUCUACAACGUGGCAUGGUCCUUAGGAAUGGUGUGGACUCUUUUAGUCACUUUGAUGACUACUGAUUGGAGAUGGAGAUACUUUAUAGUCGUGUUUCCUGGAAUUUAUGCAUUUUUAUUGUGGUGUUUUCUUCCUGAGUCUCCACACUGGCUAAUUGUGAAAAAUCGAACAGAAAAGUUAAAGAAAUACAUUGAAACGGCAAAUAGAAUCAACAAAAAAACGCCAGACUUCUCGGAAUGUCAACAAAGUUCCUAUCACGAGGAAAAACACGAAUCAUUCAAGGCUCUGUUGGGAAGUAAAAAACUGAUUUGGAUACUUUUCGCAAAUGGAUUUAUCGAAAUGGUCAUUUCCUUAGUCUAUUUUGCCAUUUCAUUUUUGUGCGCUGAGUUGGGAGGGGAUCAUGUCCAGGCAUUUUUAUUCUCUUCAAUUGUUGAAAUUCCAGCUGGCCUCUCGGUAUUACCCUUGAUGAUAUUUAUGGGACGGAAAACCCUUGUCAUCUGGUGCCUGGUUUUUCAAACGUUAGCCUUGAUUGCAGUUACGGUUUUCCUGCAUUCGUAUGAAAUGAAUUUAGCGAUGAUGUUGGUAGCGAAGAUUAUGGCCACAAUCAUCUACUCUGUUCAUCCAAUUUGGGCAAACGAACAGUUUCCAACUUCUGUUAGAUCGCUAUGUUUUUCUCUGAUGAAUGUCCCACAAAGUCUUGGAAUCAUCAUGUCCCCAUACCUAAAGCAUAUUGCCAUGUCUCCCAACUGGCUUCCAUACGUCGUUAUUGCUUUGUUUAGUUUUAUUUCAGCCACACUGGCGUUCAUGUUGAAUGAGACCAAGAACACAAAACUGCCAACUGACGUGGAAAGUCUGACGAAUCCAACUGAAGCUGCUGAUCUAGCCGCCUACUGUUCCAACACUUCAUCAUCCACCGUGUCGAGCAUAUCCAAAAAUAAUACGAAAUCUUCCAAAAAAACAGCAUCUAAUGAGAAUGUAACCAAAAGCUUGGGAACUGUUACUUUCACUAGUGAAUGA